Messenger RNA from Venturia canescens, 3522 nucleotides. Its product is annotated as recQ-mediated genome instability protein 1-like. The transcript has 7 exons. Gene Ontology annotation, cellular component: RecQ family helicase-topoisomerase III complex; nuclear body. NCBI's taxonomy places the organism in Eukaryota, Metazoa, Arthropoda, Insecta, Hymenoptera, Ichneumonidae. The record is from RefSeq and is a predicted model, not a curated record. Gene Ontology annotation, molecular function: nucleotide binding. Gene Ontology annotation, biological process: double-strand break repair via homologous recombination; resolution of meiotic recombination intermediates. The coding region runs from base 230 to 2053 and encodes 607 amino acids.
UGUGACUGUGGACCUGUGGACUCUGUGGCUCUGUGGAUUGUGGACGCGGAACAAACUAAAAACAUUAUUGGCGGGAACGCUGCAAGAAAAUGUGCACAUGCGCACAGACGAGAAUAGAGAUUGAGAAGUUAAAGCGCUUUUUCGCACUUGUGUAUUGUGUGUUUGUUUUUUAUUUAUUCCUUCAUUCAAAAACGUAUCUACUAUUCAUAAAAAAAUUACGGUGAAAAGGAUGAAUAAUGAUAAUCUUAUUCGAGAAGUUGAGAAAAGAUUUAAUGCAAAAUGUUACCGAACAAACAACACAUGGUUCAGAGAUUGUGUCGAAUAUUAUCUGAGCGAGCAUCACAAUGCAACGGUCGCAGAAGUCCUGGAAUUCGUGAUAGCGCAAUGGCAAUUGAGUGAUUUUCGUGAAAUUAGUACCGAAAAACCAUGUUUGCCUGCAAAUUUGGCAAACGAAAAAUCUACAACCCUGCAAGGCCGUUUCGUCCUUCAGAUGGAGAAAGUAUAUGACAUAUCCGAGUCAAAGUAUAAGCAGAUUCAAAAAAUUCGCUCUAUAUCGGAUGACAAUAUCAAAGUAACAGAGGCUGAACACACACAAGCUAAUUGGGAGCCAAAGAAAAAAAGGAUGUUAUAUUUUCUUCUAACAGAUGGAUCUCAAGAUGUGGUUGCUAUUGAAUACAAGCCGAUUAGAUUUCUUAACCAGGACAGUCUGUUGCCUGGCUACAAGUUAUUAAUCAAAGGUCCUGUCGCCUGUAGACGGGGAGUAAUUAUGCUAGAUGAAACAAAUGUGGAUGAAAUUGGUGGAGAGGUAGCCGACCUGCUAGUACCCAAUGCUCCUGAAAAUAUUUUAGCUAGAGCUCUGAAUUUGCCAGAGAAUCCAGAUCCUUAUAAAGAUCAUGAAGAAGCGACCACUCGUGCAGUGGAACACACUGCAUUAUUGAAUGAUGAUUUUGACAUUGAUAUCGACGAUAUAGCAAUAAUAGAGGCUGACGAAUGUAGGGUUGAAAAUCAUGCUCUACCUCCGGCAGACCCCCAACAAAAUAAACAUGGGCCUGGUUCAAUGAGAUUUGAGAAACCUCCUGUGCUGCAAUCCGCUCCAGUUUCUAGAACCGAAUCGGAUCUUUUGUUCGAUGAAAUCGACGAUGUUAUUUUCGACGAGGAUGCAAACUUCAGUUUGGAUCCAAUCCCACAGAAGUAUGGCAGUAGCGUUACAGCAUCGAGUUCGAAUUUUUCGACCAAACAAUCUAAAGAAGUGGACUCCGAUCUCACUGCAAAACCUAAGAAAAUCGAGGCCACUUCCAGAAAUGAACUUGUGCCAACGACGAAUAAAAACUUGGCACAAGUCAAACCAAGUUCGACGAUCGACACGAAAACGGACGACUGCCCAACGAAAAGACUCUCCGGAUUGAAAAUCAAUAUCGAAAAUCAAAGUAUUUCAACGUCCUCGACUGGACAAUUUGAUUCGAUCGAUACUUUGCCAAUGAAACCUACUGAAACAACAGCGAACAAAAGAACUUCUUCUGUUUUAUCCCCUCCCAUGGUAGAUACACCUGCAGAAAAAAUGCGCUGUCCCCAAACCACCAAAAAUUCGGGGAACAAUAAAAAAAUUACAGAUUGGAUAACGCAAGGCGUAGAAUCAUCAACUCAAUCACAAUCCACAGCUAACAACACGGCUAAUUCCAUAGCCAGUGUACUGGCCACAAAGGUUAUGGAUAAUGAUGUCGUCCACAAAAUUAUUAAGGGCAAAGUUACAAAACGCGGUAGUCUCUCAAAAAAUGGCCUAUUCUGGCAAUGGAAUGCAACGAUAACGGACAGUACCGGAAGUAUAGAUACUACUUUUUCAUCGGAGGUUCUUGAAUCCAUGCUGGGCUUUAGCGUCGAGGAAUUUUCGAAAAAGAGGAAAUUAAGAAAAACGGAUCCCAAUAUAGAGGCCUAUUUACGACAGCGUUUUCGCAGCGCGGAACAACAAUUAUUGCAACUCGACGAUUUCAUGGAGAUCGAAUUGAAGCCUAACCAGAAACCAAAAGUUAUUAAAAUAAGAGGUCCCAACGAUUAAUGAGAAGGUUUGCUACGACGAAGGUGAGCUUCAAAUGCGGCAAUAGUCACUCGAUUAGCCCAGCUAACAAAUAAAAAUGAAUAAUUUUUUCAUCUACCGAACCAAACUACUCGGAAUGUAGUAUGACCGUAGUAAAUUUUUCUCAAAUCAUUUUCGCUUUUGAAUUCUACCAAAUGAAGUCCUCGUGUUUUGAAAAAAAAAGGGAAUGCAUCAUUCAUCAUUUUAUAACUGACAUUGCAAACUUGUUUUAUCCCCUUUAUUUAUUAUGUAAAAAAGCACUGGAUCAGUCCCGAUUUUCGCAAUCGAAACUGCGUCAAAAUGUCCGUAGUUUUUUGUUUCGAGUCGAACUCUAUCUCUCCACUUUAUAAAACGAGCCGUAAAUAUUUGUCAUUCAUUUUCGUUUGCCGAUUUUCGAACCAAAUAAUAAUCAAAAUAUAUUGAAAUGUUUUUUAUCUUAAAUAUUAUAUUUGUACGCGAAAAAUGUAUUAAAACCGGCUGAGUAGUUCUCAAGUUUGAAUUAGUCACAUAAAAGCAGGUAAUAAACUCGUUUUUCUUACACAUAAAUAUUUUUAUAUCGAAAUACAUAUACAAAGGCGUAUUAGAAAAAAAUGACAAUCGCAAGACGGUUCUUAGUUUUAGUAUCAGCGGCGAGUUUGUACACAAUAAGGUACGCUUAAAACUAAUAUACACAAGGCAAUUAUUUAAAUUGUGUUUCUCCGAGGGCCGGAAAACUUGAAUUUCUGACAACGAAGCACCACGUGUUCGGUUAUCCUCGGAAAAACUUUUUCCAUAUUUGUACAAUAUACACAAUAGUAACGAAUAGAAUGGAAUAAUACGGAAAAGUAUCUUCGUGCGAAUCAAAUAUUGUCUUUGUCAAAUAUUUCGAUGUCACGAACCCGCCCUAGAUUUGAGCACUCAAUUUUCUAUGAAAAAAAAAGUACAUCGCGGAUGAGCUGUAUUUACAAGUGUAAUAAAUUUGAAACAGCAGUCUUGCCCUAUAUUCACGCUCAAAGGUCACACUCUCCGGUAAAUACUCAAAAAUUCGAAUACAAUUAGAGAAUAGAAUUGAAUUAUUUAAAAAAAAUCAUUGAAAGUUAUAAGUUUCCCAAAAUUAAGCAAUUGACUAGAAAAAAAAACGUAAUUUCUUCAAAGAGGAGCAAAAACUUCAUCAAAUGUACAAUUUUUCGAAAAAUAAAAAAAACACUAGUCUCUUGAGGAGUUGAAAGCCUGCAGAUCCGAGAGAAAAUAAUGUUAGUGUAGGAAAAUCUGACAAGCAAAGAGAAACAAAAGUUCUCUUUGCUUGCUCAAAAGAAAAAAUCGGAAUUUCACACUACCCUCUACAACCCACGUAAAAGUAUGCAAUCUUUGAUUUCUCAUACCUCGGAUGUGAGUUAUGAUUUUUGAACAUGAAUAUAUAUAACGGUGUCUUGAACGUAUGCUGAAAAUAAACACAAAAUCUAUACAAAAAA